Micromonas commoda is the source of this 1362-nucleotide messenger RNA. RefSeq lists its product with no specific name. The transcript has a single exon. Lineage: Eukaryota; Viridiplantae; Chlorophyta; Mamiellophyceae; Mamiellales; Mamiellaceae. The coding region runs from base 1 to 1362 and encodes 453 amino acids. The record is from RefSeq and is a predicted model, not a curated record.
AUGGCGAUGGGUCGAGGGAGGCGCUUACUGCGCCGCUUGCUCCCGCCGUGUGUGUGCGUGUUGAUCCCCAUCGUGCUGUGGGCGUCGUCGAGUGGCAGAGGCGCCAACGGGGUCGGCACCUACGACCAGGCGCUUAGCUCGGCGGUUGGGGGCGUCGUCGACCCGUUCUCGCGCGCGCCGGCCGUCACAGGGGGUUCUGGGCAAGGUCAAAGGGAUGUCGUCGACGGGAAGCCGCUCGUCGCGGUGUACUUUACGGGCCAGGCCAGGUCGCUCAACCGCACCAAGUGCUCCAUCGACAGGAACCUCUUCCAGCCGUUGAUCGCGCGUGGGUUCCAACCGGUCGUGUUCGCCCUCGGUGAGAUGGACGCCAACGCUGGAUUGUACCAGGAGGUGCUCGGGGAGAAGGCGUUACCUGCCGGGGUGACGCUUGGAGGCCUGGAGGUGAUAUCCAGGCCGCAGGUGGCGUUCCCACGGAAUGAACCCGUCGCGGGUGAGGUAUCCAUCCCCCACUCGUGCUACGAGGCUCUGCGUAAGAAACCCAUGCGGUGGUACCACUCAGGGGGAGGAUCGGAGAAAGACUCGAAGAACACGUUGUACGGCGCUGAGGUACUUUCGCAGCUGUACUACAGGGCCAAGGUUGACGUGAUGCGCGUCGAGUGGGAGAAGGACCAGGGUAAGAAGUUUGAGUGGGUCGUGAACGCUCGACCGGAUAACAUCUACGUCAACGCCCUCCCGGAUCUCACGUCUCUGCCCGCGGACGGCACCGUGUACGUCCCGAGCUGGGGACACGGGUUCGAUCCAAAGUCUUCCUCAAAGGUGAAACGACGGGCGGGUCUGAACGACAGGUUCGCAUUCGGCGGCGCGGAUGCCAUGAGCUCGUACCACGACUUGUACAAUCGUCUGUGCUCGGAAACAAACACCAUCGCGGAUGCGCGGAUGCCCCCUAAGAUGAACUUCGAGCAGAUGAUGUGGUGGUACCUUGCCAGAGAAGAUGUGGCCCGGACGGUGAGCCGCGUGAGAUCCAUCCCGGGCGAGUUCUGGUUCCUUCGGCUCAGGCACGGCCCGACGAGCACGUGGCCGCUCGAGCACCCGGGCCACCUUCCGCCGCUGGUGAAGGAUUGGCCGGAGGAUAAACGUUGGGAGGUUUGGAGCGCCGCGGCGAGGCAGACGUGGAGUUGCGACGGGGGACGAGCAGCGGAGCAGGGGGAGUGUUGGCUCCGGCUCAGCGCGGAGAGCAGGGCGGGUUCGACGUGGUGGCGGUGGGCGGUUUCAAAGUUUUGGAAAUCCGCCGCAAACAGGGCGUCGCCGGGGGGCGCGUUGGAUAACCUUUUCAGGCGCCGAUGCGGGCUACUCGAGGCGUGA